Diachasma alloeum is the source of this 3411-nucleotide messenger RNA. RefSeq names its product ubiquitin carboxyl-terminal hydrolase 45 (gene Usp16-45). Gene Ontology annotation, biological process: protein deubiquitination. NCBI's taxonomy places the organism in Eukaryota, Metazoa, Arthropoda, Insecta, Hymenoptera, Braconidae. The record is from RefSeq and is a predicted model, not a curated record. Gene Ontology annotation, molecular function: cysteine-type deubiquitinase activity; zinc ion binding; cysteine-type endopeptidase activity. Bases 231 to 2918 code for a protein of 895 amino acids. Gene Ontology annotation, cellular component: cytosol; nucleus. The transcript has 7 exons.
UCCUCCUGGAGAUCAUCAACGCGAGUCGAGUAAUAUACUAAUAUAAAAAGAGAAGCUGCCAGAAAGUAGCGUAGUAUACACUACUAGUGUGCACUAGUGUGAAUGUAUCUGGACAAUAUGCCACGAGGAUGAGGUCGUAAUAAUGGAUUAGCUGUUUUGUGAGAAAUCAAACUAAUAACGGGUCAGUUGGCUGGUUUAUUUAUUUGAGUUGGAGAAUUGUAUAGAUAACAAUGGGGAAGAGGAAAAAUCGUCAACCAGACGUCAAUGAUGAGGCCAGUAUGCAUUCCUCAGAGUCAGGGGAGGAUACCAAAUCAGAUGGCCUAAAAUGCCCUCACAUCGUUAAGUCGAUCAACGGUAAUGCUCUUCGUAAGAGUCUAAAGAAGAGUGGAAUCAAUAUUGAGUGUACGACAUGCAGUAAAGUUGAUGCCAAUAAAAGCCAAGUUAUUGAUGACGAUGAGAUGUCACCAUUAACCCAACCACUCUGGAUAUGUUUGAAAUGUGGCCAUCAAGCUUGUGGAAGGCUUCUCAACAAACAUGCGGAACAUCAUUUUAAAACACCUCAUAGUGAUUCUCACUGCCUAGCUAUCGAUACACAUAGCUGGAGUAUCUGGUGCUAUGAGUGUGAGAUUAUGGUCAAUGCUGACAGUAGAAAACAAUUGCUCGAAAUGGUUGAAUUCAUAAAGAAACUCGCCACGACAACCUACACCCCACCUCAGCCCGCAAUCCCCUUGCCGUCAAUUGAAAAUAAGUCAAACGACAACAUUCCAUCCACCAAAGACAAGCAACAGAAGCCCUUAACUAAUCUAACGAGAGUCGGUGGAUUGAUGAACCUAGGAAACACCUGUUUCUUCAACUCAGUCCUCCAGUGCCUAGCGCAAACUCCCUUCCUGGUCAAAGUCCUAGAAGAUUUACGAGAGCCAGACGCUAAAUUUAUUCUUCCAGGUGGUAAAUGCAAGCCCUCAGAGGACGCUCAAGAAAUGGAGCUGCCCCCCAUAGAGGGAAAACUCGAGGGAUGGGGCAACUUUACAGCGACUUUAUGGAAGACAUUAACAGAUAUGCAGACAGCUGAUAACAAUCAAACAUACAGGCCCUCCGAACUCCUCAAUUCCUUUAAGAAGAAGACGUCCCAAUGCAUGGAUGGUGGCCAGCAUGAUGCCCACGAACUCCUUCGACAUCUUCUGGAACAAGUGAGGAAUGACGACGUUAGGAGGUACCAAGCAGUCAUUCUCAAGAAGAUCGGUCUCGAUGAUAAGUCAAAGCGGCAAGCUAUUGAUGGAACUAUCAAAGCGCAAGUGAAAUUCUAUGGAAAUCAGGCCAAUGCUAGACAUCUGGGUUCAGAACCUGUCUUUCGAGGGGUUCUGGUGUCGACCCUUGAGUGCCUAGACUGCCAUCACUCGUCUCAACGUACAGAACCCUUCCUUGAUCUUUCACUCCCAGUCCUCAUGGAGAAACCCCAGCCCCCAGUUGUAGGAAAACGCAGGAACAGUGGUCUCGACGAUAGUUUCGACCUCAUGGGCAAUAACAUCACCAAUCAACCUUCAAAGCAUCAAAUGAAGAAGGAGAAGAAGGCUGCUAGAAAAAAUAGGAAGAACCAUCACAACUCCAAUACCAAUAAAUCGUCAAUGAGCCAGAAUAACAUGGAGGAGGACCAGGCGAGUUAUGCAGAGUCUGAGGAGAGUGAUGCUGAUGUAGAAGAUAACAUAGAGAAUGAUGGAAUGACGCCGCAGGAGGUGAUCGAGUCUGGUUACAGUUCGGAGAAAGUGUCAACUGUUGCCAGUCCAGUGUCUCCCAGUGGAGAUGAUGAGUUGAAUCAGACUAAUGGCAAUCCUCCUACACCCUUGGAAUUCUCGGAAUCGACGAGACUCAAGAAUUAUGCUUCAUUGGAAUUAGAUAUUGAGGCGCAAGGGCAGUUAUUAGCUACUGCGGCCCUGCCAAAUCUCUCGUCGACGUCAAUCAUCUUUAACUCUGAAUUGAGUCCUGAAGGGGUUACUGUCAGUCCUCUCAGCAGUCCAAUGACGUCCAAGGAGAGCCCCACUAGUCCCAUGUCGAGUUCUCAAGAGAAAUUGAUGUGGAAAAUUGUGGUAAAUCACGAUGACCCGGAGAAUAAAAUUAAUAAUAAAGAGGAUCAAACAAAAAAUACUUUCUCAGAGGCCGAGACUGACGAAUGUCGAUCUGGUCCUGAGACUGAGAAUUCGGUGAAAAAACACACUGACAAACGAAAUGGGGUGAAUGAUAUGACGACUGGAUUAUCAAAGUUAUCGGUCACUGCACCGCAGUCUCCAACUAUCUCCAGCUAUCAAGUAGCUAGUGGCGAGUGCUCAAUCCAGUCAUGUCUCAAUCAAUUUACAGCCAGGGAAUUGAUGAGUGGGAGCAAUAAAGUUGGCUGCGAAGCUUGUACUGCUAGGGAGAAUAAAGGAAAGAAGGGCAAGAUUGUGUGUACCUCCAGUACGAAGCAGUACCUCAUUUCACGAGUACCUGCCGUUCUGAUACUCCACUUGAAAAGGUUCCAGUCACAAAGAUUUGGCUUCAGAAAAGUUACCAAACACGUUGCAUUUCCGAUUAUUCUUAAUCUAGCUCCAGUCUGCAAGUAUCAUGACAAGUUGAAGAUGUACUCGCUUUAUGGAGUGGUCGAGCAUAGUGGGACGUUGCAUGGGGGUCACUAUGUAGCUUAUGUCAAGGCAAGGCAGCCACUCGAUGCCAGCGAUCCCAGGUGGGCCUUCUUGCCGAAGGCUGGUGCUAAUGAUGUUGAGCAGGAGAAUUCGAGGGAAUCGGCAAGAAUAGAUGAGGUUAAUGCGGAGAAGGUUCAACCACCUCCUGGGAGAUGGUAUCAUGUCUCAGACUCCAGAGUAAUGGAGGUCGAUGAGGCAAGUGUACUGAAAAGCGAGGCAUAUUUACUAUUCUACGAGAGAAUUCUAUGAUUAAACGAUAGAAAACACUAGUGUUUAUUUUGCCAAAAAUUAAGAACAACUUUGUCCAUGGCCACAUUAAAAAAAAAAACAAAUACGGUUGUGUAUGUUCACAAUGAGAAAAAGAGCAAUAAUUGAUUUUGCAUGUAAUUCGUUGGAAUUUUCGCAAUAACUACUUGUUACAAAGUCCUCCCUGUUAUGUGUUCACGACAAAUUUAUUCAGAUGUAAUUUGAGUGUCGGAAAUGCGGAAGGAGUGCAUUUUGGCAGUGAUUAUUAUUGAGAUAUUUUGCAGUGUACCUGUAUUAUUCUUCAGCUCAUCAUACCGUAAUGGUUGUUCAAGUGCAUUUUUUUAUUGUGUCACUAGUUGUUCACCGUUUGUGGCUAGAGUAAUUUCACAUAGGUUUGAUAAUUAAUCAUUGUAGGCAGCGGAUAUUUCAAACAACUUUAUCAUUAAGCGAUUGGAUUUUUUGUGUAAAAAAAAUGAAGAAAAAGACAUUAUAUGCA